AGAUGCUUCACUUGGAGAGGAGCUGACGGUGAAGAGUAGUGAUAUUAAAGCUGGACCGCCUCAAAGCGAAGUGAUCGAUGUGCUAAUCGGAUCUCAAGAAUGACUAGCUCCUAUCCGCCUGCCGUCGAUAUCAGAGCUUUAGCCGAAAUCUUGUCUAAUCCCGACGAAGACCAUGACGACGACGACGACGUAGAGGAAUCGAAAUCUGACAGGAAGAACGCAGGGGCAACACCGGGAACAAUCGGGAGUAAGUCCCACGGCAGCGUUAAAUCAAGCAAGAGGAGACACCGUGCCAGACACCCAGCAGGGAACAGGAGAAACAAGGAUAUUCUAGGUGAUAUAUGGGACAUAGACGAGAUACGCUCUGAACACAUCGAGGAACAAUUUGACCCAAGAGCGAAGCCAGAGUACGAAAUCACCUACAGACAACGUUUGUCUGCAAACAACGUUUAUUUACCGAUGAGUAACCUGGCAACCAACGGCCGUGGGGAAGAAGAUCUGGUAGUCCGGGUGAUUCUACCUGGAGACCUGUUGACUGAGGUGACUCUCGAAGUCACAUCCUCCACGCUGAACCUAGCGUCUCCGAACCACCUCCUCCACCUCCCCCUGCCGCGUUCAGUCGACCAGAGCAAAGGGGUCGCUACGUGGGAUCCCUCGACUCACACGCUCAUGGUAACGCUGCCUGAACUAGACCAGCCACUGCUGACUCCUGCAAAGCACCAGGACAAAUGAAAACACGACCGACUGGUAAGAACAGAAUGUGGGGAGAUGGAUUGUAGGCAGACCACAUGCUUGCUUCUUUGAAACAAAAUUAACUUUUGCAAUUUUGGGGAAAUCGCCCAGUCGUAAUGAUAAAUUCAGAAGUCGAGAUCAUUCGCAAGCCGAUCUAUUAUUCUUGCAGUAGAGAAAAUCAAGGUUAAGACUGAAAUGCAAAAGACGUACUAAUGGACUUCAUUGAGAGAAAAAGGUGAGAACAUCAGAUAAACUGAUGCUCUUGGUAAAUAAUUAUAAGUUGAGGCCAGAUGCAAUAUCAGCAUGCAUGAGUUAUCAUAGUAAAACUAGUUUAAUAAAUGUUUAGCAUCUUUUUGAAUUCUCUUUCGUGAACUGCUCAAGAUAUGCCCACUGCUCAAGACAAGACCAGUGCUCAAGAGAAGCCUUUGCUCAAAACAAGACCAGACUGUAAGAAAAUUGUAUCAGAAGAGUACCCCUUUCAGUGAUGACUCACGGAAUACCGAGAGGAGCAAACAAUUCCACGUUCUGGAGUGAGUGGAAUGGAAAACACCCGAAUUAUAAUUAGACACUCGUUAGUUGUUGUAGCUAGACAUUCACAGAAAGCUGGACAGAUCCUCAUUGUCAGUCACUGCCAUUUUUAACGCUGUUUUGCAUCGCUGUUGACAGAAUUGCUCAGGCUCAGCUGACCAGCCGUGGCAUCCACGCCCACGUAACAAUAACUGGACGUCCAUUUAUUGGAAACCAAUUAACACAGAAAGGAAUUCUUUUGAUGUAUCAUUUGAUUUGCCUCAGUAGAAAAAAUACAACUUUAAUUAUCCAUCAAAGGACAGCGAGAUGACGAAUCCCUUGCCUUAAUAAAGCUUAUAGCAUCUAGUCAAGGCUAAAUAGUGCAUAAAUUGAACUUAUAUAUAUUAUAUAUAUAAUUUCCUAAGAUGAUGAGUCGAUUUUUGUAAUCUCUGGAAUUGCUUUUAUUGAGGAUUUUCGCAGUAAUUGCCGCUGUUCUCGGAUUUUAUUUUAGUUAGGGUAAUAAACCCUGCUUCGAGGCAUAACUUGGAUAAUUAGAGCAAAUAUAGGUACUAAAAGUUAGGCCGAACCGCUAAGGGAUGCAAACAAAUUCCUUUGGGAAUUAUGAAAGCAUAAAUCUAAUUGAGAUUGGAUAUCCUAACAGUCUUGAAGGAGCCAGGUAUCCCGUAGACGAAAUGAGAGACAACAUAAAAGGAAUAAGCUUUACAGGAUAAUAAACACCAAGAUACCUGAGGGAAGAGAUACCUGGGAGAUGGUAUAGUAGUAGUAGUAGUACCUGACGAACAAGCUAUAUAUCCUUCAGAAACCCGGAAAUGGGAAACACGAGCUUUAGUGGUAAAGAAUUAGGAUCUCUCACAGGAGGAGAGAAACUCAAAUAUGUUAGAUUUCCUCUUGAUAUGGGAGAGAAUUCUUUUUCAAGCCGACUUACUUAUUAUUAUUUUAUUCACUUAUUUAUUUAUUUUUUGUUUUGGACGAAAGAAAGCCUCGGGUGCCAGCAAAAGAAAGCAUACGCUUCUAAAGGUUUAUAUGUAUUUUUUUUGUGUUGUUAUGUAGAGAAGUAAUCAUUAUAUGCAAUUAAAUUGUCAGUGUUGUGUACCAGUGACGUCACCACUAUUGUAACAUUAGUCAUUUUGUUAAGAAAUUCACAGUUUCGUGAAAACAAAUUGUUAAAAAAUAUCCACAAUUAUAUAUUAAAAAUAUACUUCUAUGUAAAAAUAUAUAACAACGACUUUCGAACACCUGAACGGUGUUCCUCCUCAGUGAACGUUAAGAUGUAAUGGAGAGGAUAGUUUCCUCCGAAGAGCAUCUAAAAAGAUGCUCUUCGGGAGGAAAAUAUCCUCUUCAUUACAUUUUAACGUAUCGAAAGUCGUUGUUAUAUAUUUUUACAUAGAAAUAUACUUUUAAUAUAUAAUUGUGGAUAUUUUUUAACAAUUUGUCAUUUUAUUCUUUUAACGUGAUUUAGAGUUAUAGUUUGUGGAUGGUGUUGAUUUCAGGCAGGUCCUUGCACUAAUACGAUAAGUAUCACCAAAACACCAAAAUCACUCAUGAUAUCAUAAGCCAUAUAUAUAUUGACGUCAUAGAGAAAAUAUGUUCAUAUAAUAUGUAAUUUUAUCUGUUUUAUCUUGCACGAUAUAUUAUCCUCCUGUUGAAUUUAUCAAAGUGUUUAUUGAUGUUCCAGAGUACGAAAUUAAUUUAAUUAGAGAUAAUGUGAAUUUGUAGCCAAAGGCAGGCACGCAUACAAAUAUACGAUACAAACUGUAUUUCUUCAAAUAUAAAAAUACCGAGUGAACACAGUUAUCAGUCAAGUUUAUUGCCAUUAAAUUAGAUUGUCUGUCUGAUAGUGAAAUGUCAUUCUUUAUUCCUGUCAUAAAGCACCAGGUUUAUCUAUAAUUCUUCUGGUCUGUUUUCUGCUAUUUUAUUUCACAACCUUCUUGUAAACCAUCUUUCAUAAGUGUUUUACUUGACUCCUAACCCAGCAUCUCAGUAUAGUCUCCUUUCCGGUAUCGAAUGUGAAACUGGAGUUUAAACUACUUCAGGAUUAAAAAAAAAAAAAAAAAAAAAUUCACGGAAACUGAUCUCACGAUAGUAAUGGCUUAUGACCGCAGGAUGCGGGUUGCGAUCAAUACUUUCUACUUUACUAACUUUUAAGACAACUCGCGACUUCUUCCAGGCUGCGUUAGAUCACGAGGAAUCAUUUUCCUAUGAAGACGGAUUCCUUUGAACACGUGGGUGGGUGUACUGUUCCUAUGCGUAGGAGGUUUUCUUUCUCUUUUCGUUCCAGUAUUUUGAAACAGAUUAUUC
Messenger RNA from Macrobrachium nipponense, 3558 nucleotides. RefSeq names its product dynein axonemal assembly factor 6-like (gene Dnaaf6). The record is from RefSeq and is a predicted model, not a curated record. Gene Ontology annotation, biological process: axonemal dynein complex assembly. The transcript is spliced from 5 exons. Gene Ontology annotation, molecular function: dynein intermediate chain binding; protein-folding chaperone binding. Gene Ontology annotation, cellular component: cytoplasm. Bases 100 to 732 code for a protein of 210 amino acids. Lineage: Eukaryota; Metazoa; Arthropoda; Malacostraca; Decapoda; Palaemonidae.